UCCAGUGAGGGGUGCGAAUAACUGGGAACAGGUGCACCUUCCCUCGCGGACUGGGAGGUCACCCUGUUCAGUUCCAGAAGCGUUAGAAGAACCAAGGUCUUCUACCCUAGGGCCCAGUAACCUUCCCCGGAGUGCUUCUUUCCAUAUCCAGGCCACCAGACCAGCUGAAGGAAGCGUGGCCCAGCAUAGGACACAGUGGAGCUUAGAGUUAGGGCGUGAAGCCAGACCAUCCAGCUUAGAAACCCGGCUUUGCCACCGGCUGGCUGUGUGGCCUGGGGCGAGCGACUUAACCUCUCUGGGCCUCAGUUUCCUGACUUGUCAACUGCUGCUCAUACUCUCUACUUCCCAGGACCGUUGUGAGAUUUCCGUCAGUUGGCUUGGCCUGCGUGGAAUGUUUAGAAUGGUACCUAGCAUGUAGUAAGUGCUCCAUAAACAUCAGCUACCAUUAGCCCAGUAGGAGAAAUAAUGUGUGUUCGAGAUCAGCAAAGACAACGUGUGGACAGAGUGACUUUUGACGAGGUGGAGAAGAUGGAACAAGAGCUGAGAGGAAGGAGAGAGCUUUCCCUCCAGGAGAAAUCAGGGGAGGCUUCUCGGGAGAGGCGGCACUCGAUCUGGGCCGAGCCGGUUCUGUCCCGAAUCCAGGAGAACCGGAAGCGAGUGAUCCUCCCGUCCAUCGACAACAUCAAACAGGACACCUUCGAGGUGCAGCGCUAUGAGAACUCGGCCCACGGCUACAGCUGGGAGCUGUGGUGCAUGUACAUCAGCCCCCCGAAAGACUGGUGGGACGCCGGAGACCCCUCUCUCCCCAUCAGGACACCAGCCAUGAUUGGCUGCUCCUUCGUGGUCAACAGGAAGUUCUUUGGUGAAAUCGGUCUCCUUGACCCUGGCAUGGAUGUGUAUGGAGGAGAAAAUAUCGAACUUGGAAUCAAGGUAUGGCUCUGUGGGGGCAGCAUGGAGGUCCUGCCUUGCUCACGGGUGGCCCACAUUGAGCGGAAGAAGAAACCCUACAACAGCAACAUCGGUUUCUACACCAAGAGGAAUGCUCUCCGGGUUGCUGAGGUCUGGAUGGAUGAUUACAAGUCUCACGUGUACAUAGCGUGGAAUCUGCCACUGGAGAAUCCAGGAAUUGACAUCGGUGAUGUCUCCGAAAGAAGAGCCUUGAGGAAAAGUUUAAAGUGUAAGAAUUUCCAGUGGUACCUGGACCACGUUUACCCAGAAAUGAGAAGAUACAAUAACACCAUUGCAUAUGGGGAGCUUCGAAACAACAAGGCUAAAGACGUCUGCUUGGACCAGGGGCCACUGGAGAACCACACAGCAAUACUGUACCCAUGCCAUGGCUGGGGACCCCAGCUUGCUCGCUACACCAAGGAGGGCUUCCUGCACUUGGGAGCCCUGGGGACCACCACGCUCCUCCCUGACACCCGCUGCCUGGUGGACAACUCCAAGAGUCGGCUGCCCCAGCUCCUCGACUGUGACAAAGUCAAGAGCAGCCUGUACAAGCGCUGGAAUUUCAUCCAGAACGGAGCCAUCAUGAAUAAGGGCACGGGGCGCUGCCUCGAGGUGGAGAACCGGGGCCUGGCUGGCAUCGACCUCAUCCUCCGCAGCUGCACGGGACAGAGGUGGACGAUUAAGAACUCGAUCAAGUAGCAGGGAGGAGCAGGGGCCCCCGGAGCCUGGCCCCCGGGACAAGGUCUGCCCGUCUUCUGGGCCAGCCGCACUGGUGAAGAGACAGCGAGGAGCCAGCCGGGGCGCAGCAGCCCUUCCGGGGCUUCUCCAGGGGCCCCGGAUGGAGACUUGGUGUCCCCAGUGGGCGCUCAGCUGCCGUGAGGCUCGUGCCCCCUGGAAAAGCCCCCCGACCCUUCUCUGGGAACCCGGGAGCCGUGUCUUCUGCAGCCUGGAUGUGGACCUCGUACCAUGGAGUGAACCCCCCACGUCCUCCUCGUCGUCUUUGCAGCCACAAUCAGGACUGGGACCGGCAGGGGCCCCUCCUCGUCCUCGUCUCUUGCCGCUGCAGCAGCUCCUGAGUGCCACCCCGACCCUCGGCAAGGUGGGGGGUGGCGCUCAGUCACGUCCUAUCUGCCCCUCCUCAGAGGAGGCAGUCAGGCCCUGGGACUCUGUUUCCCUGGAGGUUGCUUCUGCCCCGAUGCCCAUUUGCAGCCCGAGGCAGCCUCCACCCCAACCCUUAGCGGCAGACGGCUUUGGCGGCUACGGCCCUGGACUUUUCUGGACCCUCCCUGAGAUGGCCUGGAAGGAAUGAAUGCUUCCAUGGUUACCAGGGCGCUAGGCUCUCGCGUUCCGGGGCCAGCUGCUCUGCCCGUGUCCGCAGGGAGCCAGACACAGAAAGAGGCUGAGCACGUAGGGAGGUCAUGGCUGUGAGGGGCCCUCCGGGCUGGAGCCGGGCCAGUGCGGCUCUGCCCUCCGGGAGACCAGGGGGCCCUGACUCAUGACCAGGGAGGCCGCCAUGGGAGCCUCCACCUGGAGCUUUAGGACUGAGGCCAGCACAGCACGGGGGUCGGGGCGGGGUGAGGGCAGGACCCUGGAAAAUGCUCCGGGUUCAUCUCAUCUCACCCCAUGCUCUGCUGGCUGACAGGGGAGAAGGCAGUCGAUUCCUCUCUGCAGAGUAAUAAUUGUUUUCGAUUGCCCUCUGGUUAGGGUGCACUUGUAAAUCAGAGUUAAUAUAUGGACGCGUGUGCAUGCCUACGAGUGUGUGUGCCUGCGUGGUGUGCGUGUGCGCGUGCAUGUGUGUGUCUGGGCGUGCGCCUCCGAGUGUGUGAUAGAGCGGGUGUCAGAGUGUGGCCUCGGGCUUGCCCCUUCGUCGCUCACCUGGAUCAGGGCGAGGCUGCCAGAAGCAUGGGGGGUUGGCCACGCAUCUGUGGCCAGGAGGACGCGGCCCAGCCUGGCCCCAUGUGGCGCCCCAGAUGGAAGGCUGUCCCUUCUCCCGGGUCCCUCUCUGUCCCUCAUGCUGUCCCCAAGGGCCAAGCCCUGCCCAGAACCAAAUCCUGUAGUUGCCCAGUUUGGGGUUCACAGUGUCUCCUUUGGUGGCAUCUUAUUGGUGAUCCCCCUCCCCCAAUUCCUCCCUUGUGAAAUAAAUACAUGUGAGCACUU
Molecule: messenger RNA, 3105 nt
Organism: Prionailurus viverrinus (fishing cat)
Lineage: Eukaryota; Metazoa; Chordata; Mammalia; Carnivora; Felidae
Gene: GALNT17
Product: polypeptide N-acetylgalactosaminyltransferase 17
Exons: 8
Coding region: 466-1647 (393 amino acids)
Cellular component (GO): Golgi apparatus
Source: RefSeq, a predicted model, not a curated record